UGCACACCUAUACCACACCUCAAAUAAGUGUCCAAAAAACAAAACUAGUUUUUCUUUACUUUGACACACCUUAGAUCCCUUAGACACAUUUCAAAUACAACUUAGUGUGUGAAAGAUGUGUCAAAACAAUGACGGUUAAUGAUAAGAGUUAAAAACAUGAAAUUUAACUAUAAGAUGUUUAGUUUUUUGGGUGUAGAUACAUCAAUGAAGAUGAAAAAUUAUCAUAUAUGUAUAAGUUUCAAUGUCCUUUAUAUUUUACAUUAGCCACGUGUCGUGUCAGGAAUAGGACAUUAGUAGAUUGUGUUGGAUAUGGAAAUGGUUGCCCUUAUUCAGGAGUAAUGUUCUUCCUAUUCUGAGGGGAUUUGGUCUUGAGAUUAGUGUGAAGUUCACUGAGUUUCAUUGUGAAAUGGAAGGGAAUUGAGUGAUUUUCUCAGAGACUCCGCUGUACUUGCAUUCCCAUCAAGCGGAGCUGCUCUGAGGUACAUGUAGAAGCAAGAAUAUGAUUGAUCAAUUCAUCAAUUUCGUUAUUCGGCCUCCGAGGGCUGAGUAUAAUCCAGAUCAGUACCUAUGGGAAAAGGAAUUCACCCUUGCAGGAAAAAACUUCCAAAGGAAGGAUUUGGAGCUCAAGAAUACCAGAGGAUAUACUUUGCAGUGUAGUCAUUAUCUCCCUUCACCUCUCCCUGCAAAUAUCCCUCUUCCUUGUGUUAUAUAUUGCCAUGGAAAUAGUGGAUGUAGGGCAGAUGCCAAUGAAGCUGCUGUGAUUCUUCUUCCAUCAAAUAUUACUGUUUUUACACUCGACUUCUCGGGGUCAGGCUUAUCUGAUGGUGACCAUGUUAGCCUUGGUUGGCAUGAAAAAGAUGACCUCAAGAUGGUGGUGUCAUAUUUAAGAAGUGACAAACAAGUAUCUCGUAUAGGUCUCUGGGGACGAUCAAUGGGUGCUGUCACUAGCCUUCUUUAUGGAGCUGAAGACCCUUCCAUUGCUGGAAUGGUGUUGGAUAGUGCCUUUUCAAACUUAUAUGACUUGAUGAUCGAGCUUGUUGAUGUCUAUAAAAUUCGACUUCCGAAAUUCACUGUGAAAAUGAUUGUACAAUACAUGCGGCGGGUUAUUGAGAAGAAAGCAAAGUUUGAUAUUAAGAACCUUAACUGUUUACAGGCUGCACCAAAGACAUUCAUUCCUGUUUUAUUUGGACAUGCUAACGACGACCUUUUCGUUCAGCCUCACCACUCUGAUCUCAUAUCUGAAUCAUAUGCGGGAGAUAAAAAUAUGAUAAAAUUUGACGGUGAUCACAACUCCACUCGACCACAGAUCUUCUAUGAUUCAGUUUGUAUAUUUUUCUACAAUUUCCUCCGCCCUCCUCACAUUCCUAGAGCUCGAAAGUUUGAGAAAUUUUACAGUUUGAGGGAUACAGAAAUCGGUUCUGCUGUGAAUGCGGGCCUACUAUAUGAUAUACUCUCUAGUAUACAGUCUUCAACUAAUGACGCUGCUAGUUCAUCUUCUGCUCCUCCAACCGUUUCGAAAUCGACCAUAGCAUCAGAGUCUGUGAUUAGAGAAGACAAAGCACAUGGCUAUGGUAAACCUUGCCUUGAUGAGCCUGCGGAUGCAAAGGAUGAGCAAAAUGGUCCAGCUGAAGACUUUUUCUCAUAUAGUGGCUCAACAAGAGAAAGUUGGGGCAAAUGCCCUUCUUUAGGACUCACUGAUGAAGAAUCUUAUCCAGAUUUUAGGGGUGAUGAUAGUGAUUCUGAGGUAUUUGCUACACCUCUGGGAAGUUUGAGAGAAAUAUUGGAAGAACUGAAAGAAGAUGAAGAUAAUCCAAAGAAGGAAGCCGAACAAGUUAGGAAGAAACUUAAACCUGACAGGUUUGAGAAGUUGGAGUCCUUAAGUCGACGGCUGCGGCGUUGCAUUUUGAAGGGAUCUGCCCAUCGAAGACACCAGCCGUCUUGAUUGAUGUUGUGUCUUAUACUUCAUCAAACUUUAUUAAUUUUCAUAACAUCAACAAUGUCAUAAUACAAUACAAUUUUAAGUUAGUUGAUGAAAUUCAACUUGUAUGUCACUUGAUUCUCUUAUAGGAAAUGUUCAACGUGAUUAUAAGUUUAAAUUAUUGAUUACUUUUUCUGGCUC
This is a messenger RNA of Cicer arietinum (chickpea), 2119 nucleotides long. RefSeq lists its product as uncharacterized. Lineage: Eukaryota; Viridiplantae; Streptophyta; Magnoliopsida; Fabales; Fabaceae. The record is from RefSeq and is a predicted model, not a curated record.